Exophiala mesophila is the source of this 1678-nucleotide messenger RNA. RefSeq lists its product as uncharacterized. The transcript has a single exon. Lineage: Eukaryota; Fungi; Ascomycota; Eurotiomycetes; Chaetothyriales; Herpotrichiellaceae. Bases 215 to 1678 code for a protein of 487 amino acids. The record is from RefSeq and is a predicted model, not a curated record.
UCCUUCGCCAAACUGGACUUCAGCACGUCUCUUGACAUAUACUUUCCCUAGAUUCAUUAACCCUUAUGUGCUUCAGCCCACACCAAUCGUCAAGAUCCUACUUUCAUCAAAAAGAUUGUCCAUCCUUCAUCACAAGAUUCGGCCAAUCCCAAGGCUGCAGUGUUCGUCUCUACUAUUUUCUCCGCGACGGUGAUCUUGACGUGAUUCUAACUCGAUGUCCACCAACAUGAGUCCUUCAACCACCUCCCUCAAAAGCAAAGGCAUUCUAAACGGCGGGAUCCUCAAGCCCAUGAAGCGUUGCCAAACACAUUCAGUUUCUCACAAUGGACGAGUCCAAAAGAACCCAAGACCAUCGUCAGCCAGCCGACAGAGCUUGACUUCAAUCAUGCCCACUCGCCGUGUCUCUCAAGGAGCCCAUCUUCGAAAGAGGUCAGAGCGACUGGCUCUGUGCCUCGCAAAGGCCGACAAUCAGAUCUUAAACAUCUCAGCUCCGGUGGGUGGACAAAGUGUACCUCCCCAAGCAAAGCCUUCUGCGCCUCUGGUGGUUCCUGGCCCAGAACCAACCUCUUCCGCCGGUCAUCCUCUCGAGUUCAUGGGUAGACCAAAGAUAUAUCGCAGUCCCGAUCUCUUCGGCGGGGACUCAAAGUACGCCGACCCCGACUUCAAGCCCAGCCUGGAUUCUCUGCGAGAUCCGCACCAGCAGCAUUUGACAUGGCCUCAGUACGCCGCGUCGCCUCAGUCUGCCCAGGUAAGGCGACAACUUCCUACUGAGUCCUUGGGAGGGCAGAUGGAAGUGAGUACAGUUGACAAAAUGGAACUGGAAAGUCAGCAAUUGAGCAUCCCACUGGAGCAAAUCCCACGGCAUCAAUACAAGGACGUUGUCAUGACAGACCCGUCGGGAUACGAUAACAAGCAGACGUCAACAGACACAAGCUGUGUUGUGCUUGCCAUGCAAGACGUAUGCGUGGAUUCAUCAACGCCGCCCGAGACGCAAGGACCCUGUCCUCCAUCCUCAACUGGGUUCGUUCGCGACGGAUGGCUAGCCAAAAGACAUGAUCAGAAACGUCUUACGUCGCGCUUACAGCGAUGGCAUCCGCAUCGCCGCCAGUCUACCCCAAAGAAGACUGAGUCGGAGUUGCUCUCCCCAAAAGUCCUGGAAGAGAUCUUCAAGCUGGAUCAAGAGCCAGAGCCAGAGUAUGCUGUAGAUAGUCAGCAAGCUACUGUUGUACAACAUGUCAAGGCAUCUGGUGAGGCCUUGCGCCAGAAUCGGCCUCGAAAGAAUGUCCGCUUCAACCUGAUCCCUGAGAUACUGGGGCCUCGACACGUCUCGAGCGAUGACGAGGACUCAGAGGUUGGCCCACUUGUCGGCGUGGAGCAAGAAGAUGUUCCAGAAAACCUGGAUGACCUCUACACCAGUCCCAUCGUGAGAACUUCCGGGGAAGACACCACCUCGAAGAAAAAUGGGGUCACGCAACAACGACAACGAGAUUCCAGCGAACCACGACAGCAAAAUAGACAGUCUCAAAGAAUCGAGGCAGCCCAGAAGGAGACACGACUGGAUGACGGGACCAUGCCCAACAAGGAGGGCGUGAAUGAGCCUCGAUCUCGUCUGGUGACAAGGGUUGGAGCCGUGAUUUCACGGUAUAUGCCUGCCUCGCUAGGCCGGUUAUGGGUUUGA